Molecule: messenger RNA, 1122 nt
Organism: Echinococcus granulosus
Lineage: Eukaryota; Metazoa; Platyhelminthes; Cestoda; Cyclophyllidea; Taeniidae
Exons: 1
Coding region: 1-1122 (373 amino acids)
Biological process (GO): cilium organization
Cellular component (GO): motile cilium; cytoplasm
Source: RefSeq, a predicted model, not a curated record
AUGGAGAUCCUCCCACCCGACUCCCGUCCACAGCAUGAGGAGGUGGAAUGGAAGCUCUCUCCAAUUAUGAGGGUGGCUUUGAAAGCCGUCUUCAGCGACACAGUGGAGGAGUUCUCGAUGAUACAUAAAGCCGCCUCUUGUGGUGCCUCUGUGCUUCAAACCCUCCCUGAAGGGGAGGAGGGUGUGGAAAAGAAUAGUGACACCUUGAUAAAAGAGUUAAAUAGAAUAUUUUUUGAGACUCUGGUCCGUUUUGAACGGUGUCGUCAGGAGGACUACAUCGCGUUGCCAGAUGGAUCAUUUCGUAAACUCAAUGAGGAGGAGAGCAAUUUACGAACCUUUUUGGAGGAGGUUAAAAGGGUGAUAGAUAUUUUUCAAAUACUUGAGAGGGAGAUUGAUGUCUGGGGCACCUUCAAGUCUCUACGAAUGCAUUGCGAUGAUAAACAGGCGAUAGUGGAUAUGCCCCUAGAUUUGGCUAAAACUAUUAUGGAUAAGGAUCAGAUGAUAAAGUUUAUGCAUGAAAAGAUCCACCAAAUAGAGAAGCAUUUUGAAAAUCAGAGGCUGCUUUACGAUGAGGUAAUUAGGCGGCUAAAACAUGAAUGGCAAGAGGCUCGUCAAUUGUCACUGAUGUCUUACAAGUACCUCAAGGCCUCUUACAGACAAAGAGCCGAUCACUACAGCAUCAUAUGUGAUGAGGAGACCAGAGCCCUGAGUGAUAGUGCGCAGAACUUUAGACAGCGUCUUAACACUGAAAAACGCUUAAUUAAUGAGACCUCCAGUUCCCUGUUCGGUGAACUCGAUCUACAGGCCAAUCAUUUGAAGUAUCUUCAAGGCCUAACCAGGGUUGAAGAUCUGUCCUCCGAGUUAGAUGCUUUGACAGCUAGUCUGGAGAAGUUGCGUAAGGACCACGAGAACCUCAAACUCGAGUACGCUCAAUGUGAACAAGUGGUUUUGGAUCACAAAACCGCAGAAGAGAAAAGAAGGUUGGAGGAGGAAAAUAAUCAAAAAACUUUGGUGGCUAUUUUUCAGGUGCAAGCUUGGUGGCGAGCCAUCAUGGUAAUGCAAGGUAUUAAGGCAAAAUCCAAACGGCGGGGAGGAAAGCAAAAAAAAGGAAAGAAGGCGUAG